Molecule: messenger RNA, 5118 nt
Organism: Macaca mulatta (Rhesus monkey)
Lineage: Eukaryota; Metazoa; Chordata; Mammalia; Primates; Cercopithecidae
Source: RefSeq, a predicted model, not a curated record
UGCCCCUUCCCCCCCGAAGAUACUGUGAGGAUAAAGUUUAUUUGAAAAACGGGUAUCAGCAAACGCUUAGGAAAUACCUAAAUGCAUAAAUAAUGGCGUCUAGGACUUUUAAGAACCCCUUAAGUAACAAUAGUUUUCCUUUUCUCAGCGUCAUCCCUUACUUUGAGAACUACCUCUUACUAAGCAGUUACCAUGUGGCAGGCCCUGGGCAAAGCAUAAUCUUAUUGAAUUCUCCCAGCAAUCCUUUGAGGUAGAUUGGUUUUCGUUUUACAAAUGAGAAUGUGGAGUCUCCAAGGGGCAGUGCGCACCUCAAGUUACACAGCUAGGAGGUGGAACAGGAAUUGGUUGCAGGUCAGUCUCUGCAGCACGGUUUGCACAGGGCUUGGCACAGUACGAGUGCAGUGGAUGUUUGCUGCUGCUGCUGCAGCUGCUGUUACAUCUCAUUGGCUGGGGGGAAGGGCUGAUGGGGACUGUUUGGGGUUCCCUCUUCUGGAAGACCAUUCCAAAGCAGGGCAGCGUUUCUGGAAUGCCUUACGUUUUCUCUGGAACAGUCUCCGCUGAGAUUGUUCUUCUCUUCCUUGGGCUGGAAAAAAAAUAGUAGACUCAGGACUUCUUGCACCAGCCUUUUAUCUUUGGUCAAAAUCCACAUAUUAAAGUCUCAAAGUCUUGCCCUCUGCAGACUGGUUCAGCCAAACCCAGAUGCACCUGCACUCACUGGAUGCGGAGUCCCUGUCAGAUGAUGGAGAGGCUUCUUGGGAAUUGCUGCAGGAGUCCGGGGCUCAACGUCGGCAGCUCUCAUGCUCUCAGAGGUGGCUCUGAAUCUGCCCAUCAAGCAGUCCAUCCGCCAGGGGCUCCUUGCCAGAGGCCUCCACUCACUCCAGACCACUGCAGUCCAUUGCUGUCAGCUGUCAACGAAGGAUGCGAAUGCUGGCCGCUUCCUGCGGACUUCGUGUCACCCAGAGGUGAGCCCAGGCCAGGAUGGGGGACGCCAGGGACCUUUGCCCUCACCUUGACUCCAUAGGGGAGGUAACCAAAGAGGACUUGCUGCUCAAAUCUAAGGGAACCUGUCAGUCAUGUGGAGUCACCGGACCAAACCUUUGGGCCUGUCUCCAGGUCUCCUGCCCCUAUGUUGGCUGUGGAGAAUCCUUCGCUGACCACAGCACCAUUCAUGCACAGGCAAAAAAGCACAACUUGACCGUGAACCUGACCACAUUCCGGCUGUGGUGUUACGCCUGUGAGAAGGAGGUGUUCCUGGAGCAGCGGCUGGCAGCCCCUCUGCCGGGCUCCUCCUCCAAGUUCUCUGAACAGGACUCCCUGCCACCCUCCCACCCUCUGAAAGCUGUUCCUAUUGCUGUGGCUGAUGAAGGAGAGUCUGAGUCAGAGGACGAUGACCUGAAACCUCGAGGCCUCACGGGCAUGAAGAACCUCGGGAACUCCUGCUAUAUGAACGCUGCCCUGCAGGCCCUGUCCAAUUGCCCACCGCUGACUCAGUUCUUCCUGGAGUGUGGAGGCCUGGUGCGCACAGACAAAAAGCCAGCCCUGUGCAAGAGCUACCAGAAGCUGGUCUCUGAGGUCUGGCACAAGAAACGGCCAAGCUACGUGGUCCCCACCAGUCUGUCUCAUGGGAUCAAGUUGGUCAACCCAAUGUUCCGAGGCUAUGCCCAGCAGGACACCCAAGAGUUCCUUCGCUGCUUGAUGGACCAGCUACACGAGGAGCUCAAGGAGCCAGUGGUGGCCACGGUGGCGCUGACAGAGGCUCGGGACUCAGACUCGAGUGACACAGAUGAGAAACGGGAGGGUGACCGGAGCCCAUCAGAAGAUGAGUUCUUGUCCUGCGACUCGAGCAGUGACCGGGGUGAGGGUGACGGGCAGGGGCGUGGCGGGGGCAGCUCGCAGGCCGAGACGGAGCUGCUGAUCCCAGAUGAGGCAGGCAGAGCCAUCUCUGAGAAGGAGCGGAUGAAGGACCGCAAGUUCUCCUGGGGCCAGCAGCGCACAAACUCGGAGCAAGUGGACGAGGAUGCUGAUGUGGACACCACCAUGGCUGCCCUUGACGACCAGCCUGUGGAGGCCCAGCCCCCAUCACCACGGUCCGCCAGCCCCUGCCGGACGCCAGAGCCGGACAACGAUGCCCACCUACGCAGCUCCUCUCGCCCCUGCAGCCCCGUCCACCACCAUGAGGGCCAUGCGAAGCUGUCUAGCAGUCCCCCUCGUGCAAGCCCCGUGAGGAUGGCACCGUCGUAUGUGCUCAAGAAAGCCCAGGUAUUGAGUGCCGGCAGCCGGAGGCGGAAGGAGCAGCGCUACCGCAGCGUCAUCUCAGACAUCUUUGACGGCUCUAUCCUCAGCCUCGUGCAGUGUCUCACCUGUGACCGGGUGUCCACCACAGUGGAGACGUUCCAGGACCUAUCGCUGCCCAUUCCUGGCAAGGAGGACCUGGCCAAGCUCCACUCAGCCAUCUACCAGAAUGUGCCGGCCAAGCCAGGCGCCUGUGGGGACAGCUAUGCCGCCCAGGGCUGGCUGGCCUUCAUUGUGGAGUACAUCCGACGGUUUGUGGUAUCCUGUACCCCCAGCUGGUUUUGGGGGCCUGUCGUCACCCUGGAAGACUGCCUUGCUGCCUUCUUUGCCGCUGAUGAGCUGAAGGGUGACAACAUGUACAGCUGUGAGCGGUGUAAGAAGCUGCGGAACGGAGUGAAGUACUGCAGAGUCCUGCGGUUGCCCGAGAUCCUGUGCAUUCACCUGAAGCGCUUUCGGCACGAGGUGAUGUACUCAUUCAAGAUCAACAGCCACGUCUCCUUCCCCCUCGAGGGGCUCGACCUGCGCCCCUUUCUUGCCAAGGAGUGCACAUCCCAGAUCACCACCUACGACCUCCUCUCGGUCAUCUGCCAUCACGGCACGGCAGGCAGUGGGCACUACAUCGCCUACUGCCAGAAUGUGAUCAAUGGGCAGUGGUAUGAAUUCGACGACCAGUACGUCACAGAAGUCCAUGAGACGGUGGUGCAGAACGCCGAGGGCUACGUCCUCUUCUACAGGAAGAGCAGCGAGGAGGCCGUGCGGGAGCGGCAGCAGGUGGUGUCCCUGGCCGCUAUGCGGGAGCCCAGCCUGCUGCGGUUCUACGUGUCCCGCGAGUGGCUCAACAAGUUCAACACCUUCGCAGAGCCAGGACCCAUCACCAACCAGACCUUCCUCUGCUCCCACGGAGGCAUCCCGCCCCACAAAUACCACUACAUCGACGACCUGGUGGUUAUCCUGCCCCAGAACGUCUGGGAGCACCUGUACAACAGAUUCGGGGGUGGCCCCGCCGUCAACCACCUGUACGUGUGCUCCAUCUGCCAGGUGGAGAUCGAGGCGUUGGCCAAGCGCAGGAGGAUCGAGAUCGACACCUUCAUCAAGCUGAACAAGGCCUUCCAGGCCGAGGAGUCGCCGGGCGUCAUCUACUGCAUCAGCAUGCAGUGGUUCCGGGAGUGGGAGGCGUUCGUCAAGGGGAAGGACAACGAGCCCCCCGGGCCCAUUGACAACAGCAGGAUUGCACAGGUCAAAGGAAGCGGCCACGUCCAGCUGAAGCAGGGAGCUGACUACGGGCAGAUUUCAGAGGAGACCUGGAACUACCUGAACAGCCUGUACGGAGGCGGCCCCGAGAUCGCCAUCCGCCAGAGCGUGGUGCAGCCGCCGGGCCCAGAGAGCCUGCACGGGGAGCAGAAGAUCGAAGCCGAGACCCGGGCAGUGUGAUUUGCUGGGCUAGUCUCCCUGUGUGCCCCCCCCCGCGGAAGGCGUGUUUGUGCCCAGAAGAGAGGCCGGGCCACUGCAGAACCCCGCUGUGUAAAGAGGCAAAAAAGUUGGUUUGGUUCGCAGUGAGUAACGCUGCAACUGGAAAACGUGCACUUCAGGCUUGUUUAAACGACCAAGACUCUGUGACGUUAAUUUGGGUUUUUGUCCUGGCAGUGCUCCUGCCAGUCACUGUCAUCAUUGUGUCCCCCACAACUGUCCUCUUACUAGCUCGGCCCAGCUUUGUUCCUGGAGCCCGAUGCUGCCCCCCUCAGGCAGAGGAUGCGUCUGGGGCCAGAGUCAGGGAGUAGCUGCUGCUUCACAGCGUUGCCACCGUUUCUGCCGCCACCGUUUCUGCCAUGAGAUUGGCCCUGAUCCCCAAAGACUGGAGGGAGCUGCUCCGGACUGGUGAGCGCAGCCAGAAGCCCUGGCCAGUGAGGAGCUCACAGGUCCUCCCUGAUGGUCCCGCCGCACCCCUGCAUCUCCUGGGCGUCACCAGGAAGGCUCUGAAGUCCCAGGCUGCUUUCAGCACUUUUCCUGCAGACUGGAGACUCUGGACUCAUUGCUGAUUGGAAUGCCAGGAGGAGGGUGGAUUUCUGCCAGUGGGGGACAUUUCUGGAGGCAGCUGGUCCCCCACACCGCAUCCUGCUGAGCCUGCCCCUGGAUUGGCUGUACUUUGCCUGGAAGUUCAGCAGUUCAUCUUCAUGGGAAAUUUGCUGAGCCCCCACCAGGGAACCGGAUGAUGAAACAGGGAUACCUCACAGCGCUGCCAUUUGCUGCAAAGGCAGCUUCCCGGGCCGACGCUAGAGAAGACAGACUUCCCCUUCCUCCCAGCACCAGCAGUGCAGAGCCCACCUGGAAGCGUGUGGGGGGCGUGCAGGGGGCAGCGCUCAGGCGGAUCCUGGGAAGCGGCCUCUGGAUGCUGAGUGGAAGGACCCAGUGAGCACAGCAAGGCACCAAAGCCCCUGGAGAAACCGCCAGAGCGAGAUGCGGCCGUCGUCAGGGUCACAGCAGAUGGCGCGUGGGUGGGGAAGGGGCUCUGGGACCAGACCCCCACACCUCUGUGGUCAUCAGUCUCUGUAGAAGCAGAUGGUGGUGGAAAUUCCAGCAGGUGGGUCCGGCAGAGGCCCCGAGGCCUCACUUUUCGGAUCUUCUCUCCCAGAUCCUGCUCCCUCCCGGCUGAGCCUGGGUUCCCUGGCAUUGGCCCCAGCCUUCUGAAAGCUGCUGCUGCAGCCAGAGGCCGCACGCUGCACUGUCACCACGCAGCUGUGCAGGCUGGGAUCGGGCCCCACCUCUGUGCUGUCUAGUUUGUGUUCAGAAUGUCAGAAUAAACACAGAAUAAACAUUCCCACAGCCACA